AUGGAGAGUGAAUUAGUAGAAUUUGAAGAGGGUACAAUAGGCAUUGCUCUUAAUUUGGAAUCAACUAAUGUUGGUGUUGUAUUAAUGGGUGAUGGUUUGUUGAUACAAGAAGGGAGUUAUGUAAAAGAAACAGGAAGAAUUGCUCAGAUACCAGUGAGUGAGGCUUAUUUGGGUCGUGUUAUAAACGCGCUGGCUAAACCUAUUGAUGAAAAAAACACGCCUCCAUUUUGCUCCAUCCUUUUGCUCUGUCUCUCAUCGCUCAAAGGGAAAAUUGCCAAGCCUCUACCCUCCAUCGUCCUCUUCUAUCAUCUUGCUCUGUAUGCCCUCCAUCAUCGCCGGAUUUCCAGCCUUUGCAUCUUGAUGAGUCGGAUACAUUGGAGGUACGAGUCGAGAGCAUAUGCUUAUAGCUGCUGAAGCCUUGUAUUCUAAUGUUGAAAAGGGAGUAUUGAAGGUUCAUGUUAAUCACAAGUAUCCUCUGUCUCAAGCAACCCAAUCUCACAUUGCUCUUGAGAGUUGAAAACCAAGGGGUUCAGCUGUGUUGAUCCCAGACAAGGAGUGAUUCCCUUCAUGUUUUUUGUUUUUGAUUUAUUUACUUUUUGUUAUUUUUGUCCAUGUAAUUCUCUUGUGCAUUAAAGUAAAGACUUUCUUAGAAUGUGGUAUGAAUUAUUGGUCCACUAAGGUUUUCAACCUUCUAAUAUAUAUUUUAGUGGUUUGAAUACUUUAUCAUCA
This is a messenger RNA of Lactuca virosa, 729 nucleotides long. NCBI's taxonomy places the organism in Eukaryota, Viridiplantae, Streptophyta, Magnoliopsida, Asterales, Asteraceae. The record is from the annotation of a GenBank genome assembly.